AUGCUCCUUCAAUCCGUUUCAAGUUUCCUUCAUGAACACUAUGUUCCUGUCAUAUUCAUAUCGGUUUUGCUGGUCUUCGUCUCUCGGGCAUAUUGCCAACUCUUCAUCAACCCUCUCAGCAAAUACCCCGGGCCAACGUUUGCAGCUAUAUCACGGAUACCUCAGCUCUAUCAUACGUUCAAAGGCGACCUUAUUGAAUGGGUCAAUGGACUACACGCCACACACGGCGACGUUGUCCGUGUCGCCCCAGACGAGCUAAGCUACGCAACUGGCGAGGCAUGGAAGGCAAUCUACGGGCAUGCCUCUCCAGGAAAACCAGUUACGGAGAAGGACGCUCGAUUCUACAGCCCAUCAUUCAACGGAGCCCCAGAUAUCAUUCGGGGAAACGGACCCGAUCACGCCCGUUUCCGCCGCAACUUCUCGCACGCCUUUUCUGAUCGCGCGCUUCGAGAACAGCAGCCUUUGAUCUGCGGAUAUGUGGACAUCUUAGUGGACAGCCUCCACAGGCUAAUCGGGGAGGACCCCAAGGUCAAAAUCAAUAUGGCCCGCAUGCUGAACUUGACUACUUUUGACAUCAUGGGCGAUUUGACCUUUGGUGACUCCUUGGACCUGUUGACUGGAGCUGGCAACAUGAAUUGGGUGUCCGCGGUUUUCGUCAGUAUGAAGACCAACGCGCUGCGCAGACUGGCACGCUAUGUUCCUUGGACCGCGCCCAUUGCCCAGAGGCUUAUUCCAAAGGAGCUGAAGGAACAGAGUAUCGCUCACUAUAGGGCGUCCCAGGAGCGCGUUGACACAAGAAUUAACAACAACCAUGUACUCCAAAAGCCUGACAUCUGGGGUAUUGUAAUGGGCCAAAAGGAGGACCUCCGUCUCAGCCGCAUGGAGAUGUAUGCCAACUCCCAGGUUUUUAUGGUUGCAGGCACCGAGACUACUGCAACUGCGCUCAGUGGCUUGCUCUAUCAGCUCUUAAUGGCACCUGAAAAGAUGGAGGCAAUUGUAAAGGAAGUUCGUGGGACAUUUGAGAAAGACUCUGAUAUUGACAUGAGAGCCCUGGAGCAUAUGACCUAUCUCAAUGCAUGCAUUGAGGAAGGGUUGCGUAUCUACCCCCCGGUUCCAGUUGGUCUGCCUCGCGUGGCCCCCGAUGAGGGAUUGUUUGUCUGUGGCAAUCGUAUUCCAGGAAAGACCGCCCUUUCAGUUAACCACUGGGCUACCUAUCACAGUGCUCAGAACUUCAGGCUGCCAAAUCAGUUCAUCCCUGAGCGUUGGAUUGGCGAUGAGUUUUCUACUGAUAACAAGGCUGCCUUCCAACCAUUCUCGUUCGGCCCUCGUAACUGCCUUGGAAAGAACCUGGCAUACCACGAAAUGCGUCUCAUUUUGGCCAAGAUGCUGUAUAACUUUGAGUUUUCUCUUCUCCCUGAGUCCAUUGGUUGGGAAAAACAGAAAACCUUCUUUCUGUGGGAGAAGAACGAUUUGAUGGUCCAGCUGAAGGCGAGAGAAUAA
Messenger RNA from Aspergillus puulaauensis, 1500 nucleotides. RefSeq names its product cytochrome P450. NCBI's taxonomy places the organism in Eukaryota, Fungi, Ascomycota, Eurotiomycetes, Eurotiales, Aspergillaceae. The transcript is spliced from 4 exons. The record is from RefSeq and is a predicted model, not a curated record. Gene Ontology annotation, molecular function: monooxygenase activity; oxidoreductase activity, acting on paired donors, with incorporation or reduction of molecular oxygen; iron ion binding. The coding region runs from base 1 to 1500 and encodes 499 amino acids.